AUGUACAAGGGUCCACUCUUGGCUACCGGUGAGAAGUCAAUAGACCCAAAAGAUUGGCAUGGCUUUUGCAUAGAUCUCCUCAACGAAUGCGCUGCAGCCCUUCAAUUCAACUACACUGUCCACCCAGUUGCCGACGGUACCUACGGCAGUGCCACAAUAAUUAAUGGCAUCGAGGUCUGGGAUGGCAUAAUUGGAGAGCUUCAGUUUAAGAAAGCUGACCUUGCGGUUGCCAUGCUUACCAUCAACUACGAGCGUGAGAGGGUAAUUGACUUCACAACUCCAUUCAUGAAUCUUGGUGUGAGUAUCAUCUUCAAGAAACCGCAGGGAAAGCAACCUGAUCUAUUUGCCUUCCUUCGUCCGCUAUCACCUACCGUUUGGGGCUACGUUUUAAUUGCUUACGUUGGCGUCAGCAUGGCGUUAUUCUUCGUUGGCCGAUUCAGUCCCUAUGAGUGGCAUAACCCGCAUCCAUGCAACGUGGAUUCUGAACUUUUGGAAAAUACCUUUAAUAUGCUUAACAGCCUGUGGUUUACAAUCGGCUCUUUGAUGCAACAAGGUUCAGAUAUUCUGCCACGAGCUACGUCAACGCGGAUAGUCUCGGGAUUUUGGUGGUUCUUCACCCUCAUUAUAAUUUCCUCCUACACGGCCAACUUGGCUGCAUUUCUCACAGUGGAGAGAAUGAAGGUGCCCAUUGAAGACGUCAAUGACCUCGCCAAACAAACCAAAAUCAAAUAUGGAACUCGUGACGGUGGAUCAUCGGCUGCGUUUUUCGAGAAAUCUAACGUCAGCACCUACCAGCGUAUGUGGCAGUUCAUGUCCUCGCACAAGAACGUGAUGAUGAAUAACACGGAGGAGGCGAUUGCUCGCGUCAGACGCGGAGGCUACGCAUAUAUUCUGGAAUCUACAAUUAAUGAAUACUACACGCAGCGAAACUGUGAUCUCAUGCAAGUAGGCAACAAUCUUGACUCGAAAGGUUAUGGCAUCGGAUUUCCUCAGGGUUCAAAGUAUCGUGACUCUUUCUCUGAAGUCAUUCUCGCCCUUCAGCGUUCACAGACACUCGAAGAAAUGCGCAGGUACUGGUGGCGAAACUACAGCAUCACAGAACCAUGUAAUGACGCGCCGUCCAAGGUGUCAGAUACCAAUUCGCUGGGCGUAGAACAAGUAGGCGGCUGCUUCGUUAUGGUUCUGAUUGGACUGGGUGCAUCGCUUCUCAUCAGUCUCUCCGAAUUCCUCUACAAAGCUUAUCAACGCUCUAAAACCUCAAAGGUAUUAAUCAGCGACUUUAAAACUCUGGUUUUGCAGCGAAUCAAAUUACUUACCGAAGAAAAAACGGCAGUUUAUCUGGAAUUCCAGUUUAUCUGGAAUUGGUCAAUAAUAAGUAGGUAUAAUCACAAUAUAUAA
This is a messenger RNA of Dibothriocephalus latus, 1398 nucleotides long. NCBI's taxonomy places the organism in Eukaryota, Metazoa, Platyhelminthes, Cestoda, Diphyllobothriidea, Diphyllobothriidae. The record is from the annotation of a GenBank genome assembly.